AUGAAGGCCCGUUCAUCUCUCCUUGCUACGACUGCCAGCGCCACGACUCUCCGCCGCGACGCUCGGGGCUGGUCACCUGCGCAGUGGCAGGACUGCGACGGCGACGCUGGCCCGCCAUGGCAGCUGUCGUCCGUCCUUCUUCCCCGGAGGGCCUUCACCGCCUCUACCGCGCCGUCUUCGGGCCAGCCCGAGGGCGAGGCCACCAGCCCUGCGCUCAUCAAGGAGACCAGCGAGCUGUUCUACCAGCAGUUGUUUGUGGCCAAGGACGAAAAGGCGGCGUUCCACCUCUACAAGAUCCUCAACUCGCUGACCAGGAACCGCGCGUUUGCGGUCGAGUUCGGCCAGCACGAGGGCGGACGGGCCAUCGACCAGCUCUUCCGGCUGUUCCGGGAGGCGGCCACCACGCACUACUCGCAGGAGAAGAUCCUGGCCGUGCUGACCAACCUCGCCCGGCACGACGCGACCCAGCGGCGGGCCAUCGCCGUGAGUGGUGCCGAGCCGCUGCGGCAGGCGCUCGUCUGCAAGACCACCCUGCGCGGCGUCGUGGCGCAGGCCGUACAGCUGCUCAACGUUACUCUGCAGAGCAAGGCAGAGUUGCCUUCGUCGCUCUUCGAGGGAUACGUGCCGGCGACCAUGGAUCUGAUGGUGGACUUUGCGGACAAGCCCGAACUCCAGCUCGACCUCAUUCACCUGCUCGGCCUUCUCUCCACCGAUUGCGGCUUUGAAGACUACAAGAAGCUCUCGCCAUUGGGCGCGGCCAUGCUCAUCCGCAACAUGCAGGCCUACAUUUUUGAACCGCAGAGCGAUUCCGAGGAGGAGAGCAAGCUAGCGCAGGCCUUCCAGAACACAUUCCUAGAACACGACAGCAAGGCGCGCUACGCCGUGCUCAACGGGCUCAACUGC
Messenger RNA from Acanthamoeba castellanii str. Neff, 903 nucleotides. RefSeq lists its product as uncharacterized. NCBI's taxonomy places the organism in Eukaryota, Discosea, Longamoebia, Acanthamoebidae. The annotation marks the transcript as partial. The transcript has 7 exons. The record is from RefSeq and is a predicted model, not a curated record.